Amoebophrya sp. A25 is the source of this 1321-nucleotide messenger RNA. The record is from the annotation of a GenBank genome assembly. Lineage: Eukaryota; Dinophyceae; Syndiniales; Amoebophryaceae.
CGCUGCGUGAGGACAGUUCUACCGGAGAUUUCCUUCUGAAGUUGCUUUCAGCAGCGCGGAAGAAGGCAAGAUGAAGGCUGGCGUAGUAGUAACGUCACGGCGGAACAGGCCGUUCGACAGUACUAAGGUGUACUGUCCAAGACGGGGACAGAGUAACCAGGCAGAUGAAGUGAUCUUCAACCCACUAUUGAAGUUGCGACUUGAUGCGGCGGAAAUACCGGUGGUGUUUCCGGGAGCGGUACUGUUCGUGAUUUGUGAAUUUUGUUUUGGUAGCUGCUAGCUCCUGAAAUCUGAACUAGUACCAAAUACUUUCUUACUUUUACCAUGCAUCAAUGAUUGAAAUUCAUCCCAUCUUCACCUCUGCCACCACCAUCCAACAGGAGCUAACCGGUCAGAUAGUUUUGUUGCGAGACAUGCAUCAGGACUUGGAGAGACUAGAAAUGACUCUUACGGGAAGAGCCAUUGCGAAGUGGUGGGCUGACGGCCAAGUUUAUUUUGGCAGAGAAAAAUUCAUCAAAGAAAAAUUCGUCGUUUGGCAAACUGACAGUACUGCUGACUUCUUUACUAGAUUCUUUGAGUGUGUUUAGUGGACUAGAAAUAGAGACUGGAAAUGAUUUUACACCAAGUUGAUUCUUUGGAAGUAACUAGUUCAGUAGGGUGUAGCUUCACUGUAAUUUUUCGCAUGCUAAGAAUCAGGAAAUAUAAAAUUCCACAACGAAGAACAACCAUCCAUAAUUCAAACACUCACCUCAACAGGAGCUGAAGGCGAAGAGACUCCACCCCAUAUGAAACCCACGAUGACAUCUGGCGGCUUACCGAUUUAUCAAACGGCCGGUCGCGAAUGGCCGUUUAGCAUUAAGUGGCCCUUGAAAGAGUUCUACCCACCGAGCACUACCCCAGACGGCAUAUGGCGAGACAAGGCAUUCGAUAAAUGCGCAGGCGUGUUUUACAAGGUAACUACUUUAAACGGGAUUGCUGGAAUCUUGGAAUUUGGUAGAAUGGUAGAUGAACUCCAGUCAUCAUAAUAUAGGUCAUCAUGAUGCUAGUGGAUUUGGUUGCUAGACACCAGAAUCGACUACGUCCGGAAGGAUCAAACAACACAGUCUCAAAUACAGCGACUAUAAAUCCAACAUCACCUCACCUUCCGCCCAUAGGUCAAAGCCAAGCUGUUCGUGAGGCAAUCAGCAGACGUGUUGGUCCCGCAUUAUAUGAAGACGAAUAUUUUCUUCCCCUGUCGCGGAACAGCCAACGUGUACUAUUCACCUUUGCACCUGCAGGAGAUUGCUAGAGGGAUUAUAACCGGCGAAGCCAGAGGUCUACG